Messenger RNA from Penaeus monodon (black tiger shrimp), 519 nucleotides. RefSeq names its product claw keratin-like. The record is from RefSeq and is a predicted model, not a curated record. The transcript has 2 exons. NCBI's taxonomy places the organism in Eukaryota, Metazoa, Arthropoda, Malacostraca, Decapoda, Penaeidae. Bases 132 to 404 code for a protein of 90 amino acids.
AUAAAAAAAAAAAAAGUUGCUAUGACCUUGACUUUCGUCCUGAGUGUAUAUAAACUGAGGCUCAACUCGAGGCUGAUGCAUUGCCUGUUCUGCUUGCAUCCGGUACCCACGUUUGCGAAGAUAUUUUCGCCAUGAAGUUGCUGUCGAUGAUUGUGGCCCUUGCUGUGGUCGCUUCCUGCCUGGUGGGCUGGGCCAGCGCCAUGCCUGAGCCUUACGCCUUAGCUGACGCCGACGCUGAAGCUGUCCCCGACGCUGUUCCUAAAGCUGACGCUGAGGCCGAUCCUCACUUUGGAUUUAGAGGCUUCGGAAGAGGUUAUGGGGGUUACGGAGGCUUCGGAAGAGGUUAUGGGGGUUACGGAGGCUUCGGAAGAGGCUUUGGGAGUUUCGGUCACGGCUUCUGGUAAAAACCUGCAGCUCAUGACACUCGGACAGUGACGAUUGCUUUGUAACACUGGUCUUUUCAAGCCGAAUUUCCGUUUUCACAAGAGUCCUGAAUAAAAUUUCGCCUAAUGAAGAAAU